Molecule: messenger RNA, 962 nt
Organism: Hibiscus syriacus
Lineage: Eukaryota; Viridiplantae; Streptophyta; Magnoliopsida; Malvales; Malvaceae
Exons: 3
Coding region: 138-845 (235 amino acids)
Molecular function (GO): ubiquitin-protein transferase activity
Source: RefSeq, a predicted model, not a curated record
UUUCUUUGAUCUGAACUGCAACAAACCCUUUUGAGUUUUCGCUUCUGGUUCAUGGUCAGAACGAAGAGAUUUGUGGAUUAAAAGAAAAAAGUUGUUCGUUUUUGUUUCUGUGGUUGAAGAACAAAUAAAGGAGAAAAAUGGCUGUACAGGCGCAGUUGUAUUCUGAUAACAUCGGCUUUCCAUUGUGCGGUUCUUUGGAUUUGAUCGACAACAAUGGCUGCGGUUUCAAUCAAUACGGUUUAAGUGUUCAACAGUUAUAUCACUUAAACCAACUGCAACAAGAACAACAGCAGUUUCAGUAUAUUCGAAACCAGCAGCAAAGAAAUCAGAAUCUUGAAUCCAGGAUGUUUAGCCAAAACGAGAUUGAUCAGUUCAUCAAAUCACAGAAUGAGAGGCUGAGAUUGUUGCUGCAAGAGCAAAGGAACCAACAAUUUGAGGUAUUGGUGAAGAAGAUGGAAUCGAGGGUUUGUGUUUUACUCAGAGAAAAAGACGAGGAGAUUGCGAAGGCGACGAAUAAAGCAAAUGAGCUGCAAAAUCUGUUGAAGAGAGUCGAGAUGGAUAGCGAGGUGUGGCAAAGAGUGGCGCACGAGAACGAAGCGAUGGUUUUCUAUUUGAAUAACCGGAUCGAACAGCUACGAGAGCAAGCCUGUAGCCGGGUCGACGAUGCAGAGUCUUGCUGCGAAUGCGAAGAGGAGCAGAAGAAAGAAGAAUGGUUUGCAAAUGCUGCUAUUAUCGAGGUUCGUGCGUUUUGUUCCUUCCGUGCAGGCACCUCUGUUCGUGCAAGGAAUGCGCAGUUUUUCUUGAUUGUUGCCCCGUUUGUAGAACAGCCAAGAAAGGUAGCAUAGAGGCAUUGGUUUCCUAGAAAAACCAAAUUCCUGGAAAAUCCAAAAACAAAGUCUGAUGGUGAUGAAGGAUGAGCAAAAGUAACCCAUGUAAUUAAACAAGCAAAAAUAGAGAAAUGA